Messenger RNA from Aegilops tauschii subsp. strangulata, 2565 nucleotides. RefSeq lists its product as uncharacterized. The record is from RefSeq and is a predicted model, not a curated record. NCBI's taxonomy places the organism in Eukaryota, Viridiplantae, Streptophyta, Magnoliopsida, Poales, Poaceae.
CCCCUAGGAAAAAAAAUGCACUCGAUCCACUUUCCCCUCGCUCCCGCGAUAGCAAGCAAGAGCUAGGGUUCGUCCAGCAAGCCGAAGCCGCCGCCGCCUGUCCCCUUCUGUGCUGCUCCUCAGCGCGGCUCUCUCCGGCCAAGCCGUGGCCGUCGGGUAGCACCCCAUCUCCCGACCUCUCGCGCCACCCCUCCCGCCCCCGGUCUCCAGCAGCAGCCAACGCCCUACUCCGGCCGCGUCCACUCCGGCGGCCCCACUCCAGCGGAAGGCCCCCCCGUUCCCCUCUCCGCUUCCCAGGUCGUUGCCGUGAGCCGAAUAUGAGCUCGUCCGGCCAGGAUCUUAUUUCCAUGAGGAGAAGAGGCGGCGACGGCCAGAAGGAGAUCAUGGAGUAUGAACCACCCAACAACCCGACGGUGAAGAAUUUCGACGACUCAUUAGUGCUGCCAGCCGUAAUCAUGGAGUACAAACCACCCAACAACCCGACGGUGGAGAAUUUCGAUGACUCAUUAGUGCUGCCAGCCGUAAGACACAAGAGACCCAUAAGCGCUCUAAUGGAAUUCUUAAAGACCAAAGCAGAGUUCCAGAGGCCAAUGAGCUUUCUCAUCGACAGGGAAUAUGAGAGUGUUGUUAUUCGGGUUUUUGUUGAGCUUGUAUGCCCGGGAGGCCAAAGUAUGGAUAUGGACCGUGCGAUCAAGAGGCAUGCACAUGAUAUCUUUAGCCGCUUUUCUGGUCCCAUCCCGUUGAGCUUCAAGGAGAAGCUAGAUGGGGCAGUUGAUGACGGGACGAGUGUUUUCGACUGGGUGGUGUCCACGUUCGCCCAGAACAUGUGUCCGCCUCUGGGAAAACUCGCAGCUCUGCUCUCAGAUGAACAAGCAUCAAGCAAACUUGAUCAAAAUUUUCAAUUGUCUGUGAUUUCAGAACUCAUCUAUGCUUUAAGGGCCAGGCUGGGGAGGCCACACAAUGAUGAGUUUUUGAAGCCCGAAUCACCGUACGUCGACUCGGUGUUUCCGAGAGUGGUACUACGGUGGGGGUGCAGAAGCGCCCUCAUUGUAUACUCACGCAUCAAGAAAGAGCUGCAGAGGCAGGUGGGCGAGCUCAUCAACAGGGAAGACAACAGUAGUGAGCUUUGGUUCAAUUAUUACGGUGUCUGCUCAGGAGCAAGCAUGGAGGAUGCAAUCAGGACAAGUGCAACUAAAAUCUUCAAGAGAUAUUUUGGCCGCAUCCCGCAGUGGUACAAGAAGAUGGAGGCUAAGAGGACUGAUGAGAUGAAGGACGAGACAGAUGAUGAGACAGAUGAUGAGGUAGAAGGUUUCAACCUCAAUGUGUCCUUGUAUUGCGAGGACAUAUGCAGGCAGGUAGAAGAACUCCUAGGUCUGGUCUCAGUUGACAAAACUCCACAAAUUGAGCAAUUGCUUCGGAUUGCAUAUGAGAUCAAGGAUUUUAAGCGCAACCUGGCUAAAGUGGGUUGGGUGCUAGAGGGGCUGGGGGACGGGGGCAUGCGACAGAAAUGAUUAGAUUAAUAGUGAGGAGCUUGGAGGAGAAACUGGAUAAGGAGAUGAGCUCGGUGAAGAAACAUGAGGAGAAUGAAGAGGAGUCGGAGAGGGCAGGGGAGGAGAUGAGUUCUGUGAAGAAACAUGAGGAGGAGCAGUCGGAGAGGGCAGGGGAGGAGAUGAGUUCUGUGAAGAAACAUGAGGAGCAGUUGGAGAGGGCAGGGGAGGAUAUGAGUUAUGUGAAGAAACAUGAGAAGGAGCAGUCGGAGAGGGCAGAGGAGGAGAUGAGUUCUUUGAAGAAACAUGAGGAGGAGCAGUCGGAGAGGGCAGGGGAGGAGACGAGCUCUGUGAAGAAACAUGAGGAGCAGUCAGAGAGGGCAGGAGAGGAGAUGAGUUCUGUGAAGAAACAUGACGAGGAGCAGUCGGAGAGGGCAGGGGAGGAGACGAGUUCUGUGAAGAAACAUGAGGAGCAGUCAGAGAGGGCAGGGGAGGAGAUGAGUUCUUUGAAGAAACAUGAGGAGAAGCAGUCGGAGAGGGCAGGUGAGGAGACGAGUUCUGUGAAGAAACAUGAGGAGCAGUCAGAGAGGGCAGGAGAGGAGAUGAGUUCUGUGAAGAAACAUGACGAGGAGCAGUCGGAGAGGAUAUGGGAGGAGUAGCAGCGGCAGUGACAGAGGAGAAGGAGCAGCAGGAGAUCUUCAGCAUGGUGGGAGUCAACGGGGACAAAUUCUCCAGAGACAGGAGGUGCCCUGGAGUACCUGAUCUCUUUUCAAUUUCUAUUUGGCUGUAAGGUACUCCCUCCGUCCCACAAUGUAAGACGUUUUUGCAAACUAUGUUAGCUCGCAAAAACGUCCUAAUAUUAUGGGACGGAGGGAGUAGCAAACUAAUACCUUCUGUUUUGUUGAACCCUACAAUAAUCUUUCAUUUGUGUGUUUGCCCAGUCAGCUGAACAAUGCCCUGUUGUUGAGUUCUUUGUACUUUCGUUGUUGCAUAACUAAGCGGUUCAAUGAACUCUGAAUAUGGCUGACUCUAUCUUGUAACCAUUCCUAGAUCAUAGACAGUUCAUUUUUGCAGGCUU